Molecule: messenger RNA, 2449 nt
Organism: Myiozetetes cayanensis
Lineage: Eukaryota; Metazoa; Chordata; Aves; Passeriformes; Tyrannidae
Gene: TMEM209
Product: transmembrane protein 209
Exons: 15
Coding region: 57-1799 (580 amino acids)
Cellular component (GO): membrane
Source: RefSeq, a predicted model, not a curated record
GCAGGCGCACAGGGCACGGAGGGACCCGGCCGCGUGAGGGGAGCGGGAACGCCAAGAUGAGCCCCAGCAGGAGCCCGGACACGUCGCUGCUGGAGCUGGCCGUGAGGAUGAGGAAGCAGGCCGAGGCCAGGAAGGUGGUGCUGGCCUGGGGGCUGCUCAACAUCUCCAUGGCGGGGCUGAUCUACACGGAAAUGACCGGGAAGCUGCUGAGCACGUACUACAACCUGAGCUGCUUCGCGCUGUGGUACAUCGAGUUUGCCCUCGCCUCCCUGUUCAGCCUCAACGCCCUCUUUGACUUCUGGAGGUACUUCAAGUACUCAGCGGCACCGGCCGGCCUGGGCACCCCCAGCCUGGGCACCCCCAGCCUGGGCACCCCCAGCCUGGGCACCCCCAGCCUGGGCACCCCCAACCUGGGCACCCCCAGCCAGCAGGUGCUGGGCUGGCUGCGCAGGGCAGCCGUGCAGGUGACCCCUCCCCGCGAGCCGGCAGCCAAGAGGGUGCUGUCGCUGGGGCCGUCCCCGCCGAGCCAGGGCCAGUGCGUGCUGAGCUACAGCCCGUCCCGCUCGCCCGGCGCCAGCCCCAAGUUCCCCUCGGGCUGUGCCAGCGCCUUCGCCCCCCAGCUCCAGGCCCUGCCCGGCCCUGCCCACGGCGCCUCCGGCACCUGCUCCCCCGGCAGCACCUACGGCAAGGUUUCCAGCUUCAGCCACUCUCCCAAUGGAUCCCCCCAUUCCACCGGAGUGCUGGACAGCGGGGGGAUCCGGUCCCACUACCGCUUCUCCCCCAUCCUGUACAACAACAACACCCACAAGGACGACUACAUCACUGAUGUCAAGUCCCUGGACACCUUCCUGAGGAACGAGGAGGAGAAGCAGCACAGAGUGCAGCUGGGGAGUUCAGACUCCAGCUCCCCUUCCAACAGCCCAACCUUCUGGAAUUACAGCCGGUCCAUGGCAGACCAUGCCCAGAUCCUGAGGAAGUUCCAGUACCAGCUGGCCUGCAGGUCCCAGGCGCCCUCAGCACACAAGGAUGAGGCAGAUCUGAGCUCCAAACAGGCAGCAGAGGAGGUCUGGGCGCGGGUGACGAUGAACAGGCAGCUCCUGGAUCACAUGGAUUCCUGGACAGCCAAGUUCAGGAAUUGGAUCAACGACACGAUCCUGGUGCCGCUGGUGGAGGAGAUGGAGUCGGUGAGCACCCAGCUGAGGAGGAUGGGCUGUCCCGAGCUGCACAUCGGAGAGGCCAGCAUCAGCAGCCUGAAGCAGGCGGCCCUGGUGAAGGCUCCUCUCAUCCCAACCCUGAACGCCCUGGUGCAGUACCUGGAUCUCACCCCAAACCAGGAAUACCUGGUGGAAAGGAUCAGAGAGCUGUCCCAGGGGGGCUGCAUGAGCUCCUUCCGCUGGAACGCCGGGGGGGACUUCAAGGGCCGCAAGUGGGACACGGACCUGCCCACGGACUCGGCGAUCCUCAUGCACGUGUUCUGCACCUACCUGGACUCCCGGCUCCCGCCCCACCCCAAGUACCCCGACGGCAAAACCUUCACUUCCCAGCACUUCAUCCAGAGCCCGGACAAACCAGACACCUCCAACGAGAACCUGUUCUGCAUCUACCAGAGCAGCAUCAACCCCCCCCACUACGAGCUCAUCUACGAGUGCCACGUCUACAGCCUGCCCAAGGGCAGGAACAACAUGUUCCACACCCUGCUCAUGUUCCUCUACAUCAUCAAGAGCAAGGAAUCCGGGAUGCUGGGGCGGGUCAAUCUGGGCCUGUCUGGCGUGAACAUCCUGUGGAUCUUCGGGGACUGAGGGCCCUGCUGGGACCAUCUCCCUGCUGAUUAAACCCGGCUCACUCGAGCUCAGCUUUGCUCCCAGAGGGUCUGUGGUUCCUGCAGGGAUCCAUCCCCUGCCCAGGCACCCCAUGAAACGUUUCCCUGCGAGUGCUCCGGGAAUGAGCUCCAGGCAGGGCUCUCCUUCCUGCUCCUCACCUGAGGGGCCCCUUUAAACUGAGCUUAACUGAGCCAGCCUAAACCUGGGAGGGCUCAGCCAGAGCAGCCUCCCGUGGGUCCCGGGCACACCCAGGGAUGAUCCAACCCAGGGGAGGGCCCAGGGAGCUCCAGGAUCCAGGAAACCCCCUCUGGGCAUGAGGAAAUCCCGGUCAGGGUGUUCAGACCUGGCUUUGCUUCCUUUGAUGCCAAAACCCCCCGAGCUCUGAUCCUGAUUGUUGGUGUGAUGGUGUCUCUGACCCCACAGGGGCUGCUGUCAGUGGAGCAGGAACCAAGAUUGACUCAGCAAAUCACACUUUUUACUCACAUUUGACAGUUUUAUUGUCAUUUUGUUUCAGUGAAUUGUUUAGUCCCAAACAGCAGCUUUGGCCUCCCUGUGGGGCCCCCACACUUCACCUUGGGGUUUGAUUCUCCUGCUCCCCUUUUUUUCACUCAUCACCUCUUUUUUUUUUG